CAACUCCCUAACCCCCUAACCCCCAACAGCACCACACAUCACCAUGAAGGCUGUGGGCGUCCGAAACGGCAAAGGCAACGCGGAUGCCCUCUUCAUCGAGGAUGGCAUCCCCGAUCCUGUCCCCGUCGGUAACCGUGUCCUCGUCCGCAUCCGCGCCUUUGGCCUCAACCGCAUGGACAUCAUGCAGCGCGAGGACCGCUACCCCUACCCGCUGCUACCGGAGUCGGGCAAGAUUAUGGGAGUCGAGUUCAGUGGGAUUGUUGAGGAGAAGGGCCCGGAAUGCUCGGAUGACUUUAAGGUCGGCGACAAGGUCUUCGGGCUGGCCUACGGAGGCGCCUACGCGCAGAAAAUCGCCGUCUCCGAGAAGAUGCUCAUGCAUCUGCCCGCUAACCUCGCCUUUGAGGAAGCAGCUGGCGUCCCUGAAACCUUUUUCACGGCCAUCCAGGCCGUCCACCUGGUCGGCAACCUCCAGCCAGGCCAGUCGGUGCUCAUCCACGCGGGCGCCUCCGGGGUCGGGCAGUCGGCCAUCCAGGUGGCCAAGGUGGGCGGCGCCUCGCAGAUCUUCACCACGGCGGGCAGCGACGAGAAGUGCCAGCUGUGUCGCUCCCUCGGGGCCGACUUUGCCGUCAACUAUCGCUCGGGGGAGGACUUCGCGGCGGUCGUGCAGCGCGAGACGCACGGCCGCGGCGUGGACCUGAUCGUGGACCUGGUGGGCCGCGACUACUUCCAUCGCAACAUGGCCUCGGCGGCGAUGGACUCGCGCAUGGUGCUGGUGGCCGCCCUGAGUGGCAGCAAGGUCGACGACUUCGACCUGCGUGCCCUCCUCAACAAGCGCAUCUGGCUGCUGGCCACCACCCUGCGCACCCGCGACGCCGACUACCAGGGCCAGCUGCGCGACCUGUUCUGCGAGAAGAUCCUGCCGCACAUCACGGCCCAGGAGGUCCGCACGACGGUCGACAAGGUGUAUCCCUGGACGGAGGUGGCGGAUGCCCACAAGCGGCUGGAGUCGAAUGUCAACGCGGGGAAGAUCAUUUGCAUCGUGGAGGAGCGGUAGGGUAGGGGGAUGGGUCAGGAUGUACGCGUGAACGGCAGAUAUGAUUCCCUCAAAAUGCAGUAGUGAAUGAAUUAUGUG
Molecule: messenger RNA, 1132 nt
Organism: Aspergillus heteromorphus CBS 117.55
Lineage: Eukaryota; Fungi; Ascomycota; Eurotiomycetes; Eurotiales; Aspergillaceae
Product: NAD(P)H-quinone oxidoreductase
Exons: 4
Coding region: 44-1054 (336 amino acids)
Molecular function (GO): oxidoreductase activity
Source: RefSeq, a predicted model, not a curated record